This is a messenger RNA of Habropoda laboriosa, 2411 nucleotides long. RefSeq names its product plastin-1 (gene Fim). Gene Ontology annotation, cellular component: actin filament; cytoplasm; actin filament bundle. The record is from RefSeq and is a predicted model, not a curated record. NCBI's taxonomy places the organism in Eukaryota, Metazoa, Arthropoda, Insecta, Hymenoptera, Apidae. Gene Ontology annotation, biological process: actin filament network formation; actin filament bundle assembly. Bases 300 to 2198 code for a protein of 632 amino acids. The transcript has 4 exons. Gene Ontology annotation, molecular function: actin filament binding; calcium ion binding.
CGUAAUAGCGGGAUACGUUCCCGCGGUGUCUGGCUGCUUCGUUACCGCGUCGUAACCAGAAUCGCGUACGCGAGGUGCGAGAACGCCCCAAGUAACCGUUUUCGUAACUAUCCGCGUGUACCGGGUGAAAAUUGCCGACUCGUGUUGCACGUUUUCCAGUCUAAUUGUGCGUACUGCGUAAACCGGACAGCGACUGGGAGGAGAGAAGAAAGAGAGAGAAAGAAAAAGAGAAAGAGUGAGAAGGGUCACGCAGGGACUGCAGAGAAAGGAAAGACGAAAGGAUUAUAUAUUCGAACAACAUGGCCACUGCAAUCGACGACCGGCAGGAGUUGUUGGAGCAAUUUCAAGAGAUCGACGAGGAUCGGGAUGGUUUCAUCAAUCUCACGGAGCUACGCAGCGCUCUGGACAUCUGUGGCUUCAAGAUGCCAGGCUACAAGGUUCGUCAGAUGAUCGAGGAGUACGACGACAAACAGAGAUCGGCGCAUAAAGGACGACUGUCCUUCGAGGAAUUCGAGAAACUCUGUAAAGAAUUGAAGGCCAACGAGUUAGGAUCCACGUUCAAGAUGGUGGUUUCGAAGAAGGAAAAUUUGGAGACUUUGGGUGGCAUUUCCGAGGCGUCUAGCGAGGGAACUACUCACUCGGUCAGACUUGAGGAACAGCUCGCCUUCAGCGACUGGAUCAACACGAAUUUAUCACACGAUCCUGACCUGAAACACCUGCUGCCCAUCGACGCGGAAGGCAAGACCUUGUACGAGAAGGUUAAAGAUGGAAUUCUUCUUUGCAAAAUAAUCAACCACUCCUGCCCGGACACGAUCGACGAACGGACAAUAAACAAGAAGAACCUGACGUUGUACAAGAAGCACGAGAACCUCACUCUAGCCCUAUCCUCCGCCCAGGCGAUCGGUUGCAACAUCGUGAACAUCGACGCUCACGAUCUAAUCAAAGGCUCUCCCCACUUGGUCCUAGGUCUUCUCUGGCAAAUUAUCCGAAUCGGUCUUUUCAAUCAAAUCACGCUGGAGAAUUGUCCAGGCUUGGCUACCCUACUUCAAGACGGCGAACGCAUCGAGGACCUAUUGAAACUCUCCCCCGAAUCGAUCCUACUCAGAUGGGUGAAUCAUCAUCUGGAGAACGCCGGUAUAGCAAGGAGAUGCCACAAUUUCCAAUCGGACAUCACCGAUUCCGAGAUCUACACGUACCUUAUCAAGCAAAUCGCUCCGCACACCGCCGGCGUUACUUUGGAGGCGCUAAUGGAACCGAAUCACACAUCUCGAGCGGAGAUUAUGCUGCAACAGGCGGCUAAAUUAGGCUGCCGCAGCUUCGUAACACCCAGCGACGUUGUCAACGGCAUCUACAAGCUGAAUCUUGCCUUCGUUGCUAAUAUGUUCAACAAUUAUCCGGGAUUGGACAAGCCUGAGAGCAACAUCGAGGGAUUGGAGUCGUUGGAGGAGACCAGGGAGGAGAAGACUUAUCGCAAUUGGAUGAACUCUAUGGGUGUGGUUCCGUACGUGAAUUGGUUGUACUCGGAUUUGGCCGAUGGUUUGGUCAUCUUUCAACUGUACGAUAUUAUCAGGCCAGGAACUGUAAACUGGAGUCGCGUGCAUAAGAAAUUCACCAAGUUGAGGAAGUUCAUGGAGAAGUUGGAGAAUUGUAAUUACGCCGUGGAGCUUGGGAAAACGAUGAUGAACUUCUCGUUGGUGGGAAUAGCCGGACAGGAUAUCAACGAUGGAAACGCCACGUUGACGUUGGCGUUGAUCUGGCAGUUGAUGAGAUCUUACACUUUGUCGAUUUUGACGUCGUUGGCUGGCACACAGGGUAGCACGCUGGUGGAGAAGGAGAUCGUGCAGUGGGUGAAUUCGAAGUUGCACGCUGCCGGGAAGACGAGCAGUAUUAAGGGUUUCCAGGAUUCGUCGAUAUCGGAUGGUAAGGUGGUGAUCGAUGUUAUCGACGCUAUCAAACCGGGGUCAGUGAACUACGACCUUGUGAAGGAGGGAGGAACCGAGGAGGCGAACCUGGACAAUGCGAAGUACGCGAUAUCCUUGGCCCGAAAAUGCGGCGCGCGCGUGUACGCGCUACCGGAGGACAUAACCGAGGUGAAGCCGAAGAUGGUGAUGACUGUGUUCGCCUGCCUGAUGGCGAUGGACUACAUCCCCAAUAUGGAUUCCGUGAAGCAGAACAACGUGCAGAACAACAGUCAAUAAUGUCGCGCCUCUUGCGACUUGUCCGCGCUGUGCACGGGAGGAACUGUGUCGACUGAGAUCGUGGUCUCCUCAGGCAUACCGUGAUCUCUUUUACGAAAGCGUAAUAAUUUGUAUAUACACAAACGUAGGUUAGGGUAGCUUGUUUUCCAAAACGAGAGCGAGUGAGAGAGAGAGAGAGUGCGUGAAAUAGAGAAGAAAAAGAAGAAAACAAAG